This is a messenger RNA of Medioppia subpectinata, 312 nucleotides long. NCBI's taxonomy places the organism in Eukaryota, Metazoa, Arthropoda, Arachnida, Sarcoptiformes, Oppiidae. The record is from the annotation of a GenBank genome assembly.
AUGGACUUCUUCUCAAACCUGAAUUUCUUGUACUUCAACCCAAAGUUAACCAAAAAAAGUAAUCUAUAUAUUGAAUGGGAGGGCAAACGCGCGCGUAUUGUGCGGCCCGACGUUCAGGCCAUCAAUGGUGUCAUUCAUGUCAUCGAUACUGUGCUGAUGAAGAAGAGAGAUCUCAGCGUCAACUCAUCCUCUCAUCCCGUCGUUAGCAUCACAUUAACGAUCAUAAUACAAGACGACAACCAUUACGACAAAUACCUGUCAUCACAACUGAAUAAUGAAAACAAUUUGAAACAAAUAAUUGAAAACAAUUGA